Molecule: messenger RNA, 2302 nt
Organism: Notothenia coriiceps (black rockcod)
Lineage: Eukaryota; Metazoa; Chordata; Actinopteri; Perciformes; Nototheniidae
Product: consortin-like
Exons: 11
Biological process (GO): positive regulation of Golgi to plasma membrane protein transport
Cellular component (GO): trans-Golgi network; transport vesicle; plasma membrane
Molecular function (GO): connexin binding
Source: RefSeq, a predicted model, not a curated record
CAGCAGAGGCCUGCUGACAGGAACGACCUACGGUGACGACCCCUGUCUGUCUGUCGGAAACACCUUCAUUCAGUACAAGUACAACAACAUCCCCAGCAAAGAGUCUGAUGCCACAGCUGUUAACAUUCAGCCAUCCAUUUCAGCCGCUUGAAGAAGUGCUUGUGUAAUAGGCGGCGUUGACCUUCAUGCUGAAAGCUCAAUCGUUUUGAGGGUGUUGCCCGAUGGAUCAUGGUGGCCAGCUUGCGAGGGAGGACAGAGUAAUGUCACAAGUUGAAGUGGGAGAGGUUGACCUCUGUGAUAACCUUCCUAAAUCUGAAGAUCUCACUGCCCAAACUCGAAAUCUCAACGAGACAAACACACUCGCACAGAGACAAAAUGAAGAGGAAGGAGGGCUCAUACAAAAAGCCUCAGUCAACAACAAUGGGAAGGACGUGGAAGAGGAGCAGGGAAAGGCAGCAUGCACAGAAAGAGGUAGAGAGGAUGAGGAAGAAGACAUUGAUGAGGUGAUGAAGGAUGAAGAAGACGAGGAAGAUUCAGAGGAAUCAAGCUGUCUAAUGCGCUGCCAGUCUCCAGACACUCCCAUGACUGACUCCUCCUAUUCAGAAACAGGCAGUCUGCUGGAGACUCCAUAUCCCUUCAGCCCUGGGACCAGUCCAGAGCCUACAUCCCCUUUGGUGGUCAGUCCAGAGACCAUCAGUGGAGUGGAUCAGGGCCAGAGUGCUAUCAAAGGGGACUCUCAUAACUCUGAAUCAGUUGCCUCCACUACAGGGUCCAAUACACUGGCACCCACCUUCACCACGGGGCCUAUUAAUUCUACUGCACCUACUUUAACCUCAGGCACCUUCCCACCUGGGACUACAUGUCUCACAGAAGCUGCAGACAGAAUAGCAAAAAAUACUGACUUCCCUACAGAACAUCUUACCUCUGAGCCAUUUACAGGAACUACUUGCACUACGAGGAAUAAUACUUCCAUUGCUUCCACCCCUCUGAGUUCAACCACGGGACCCCUUAACACACGGCCUACGACUGCAGGCCCAGAAUCCACUACCACCACAGGACCUUUGAGCUCCAGUUGGAAACACAUUACCUCCACUCCAGUGCCCACUUGUCUGUCAGACUCCACCGGGCCUAUUCUGAGCUCUGCACUGCUGAAGUCUCUGGAGGAGUUGGCACAAAGAGGAGAUGACAUCCGCCUUCCACAGUACCUUCACCAGAUUGCCGAGACCUUUGUCUUUCACAAAGACUACCAGCGGGCAUUAUGGUGCAUUCAACUAGAGAGACUCUAUCACCAGAGAGUAUUGGACAACUUGAAUGCACUCCAAGGGCAGUGGGAGAGUCAGUGUAGAAGUUCUUCCUCCGACCUGGAAACCCACCAUCUGGACACUCUUACAAACAUCUGCCAGACACACAGUCGACCAGGAGCUACAGAUGCUGGGUGUGCAUCUCUGAAACCUUCGAGACCUAUCUUUGAACAAAGUGGUUUGCUGCCUUCAAGUACCUCAGUCCAUCAAAUUGAUGAAUGGAUGGAGCCGAGAGGCCAUGACUCCUCCUCCCCUCUGAGCAGCCCUCCGGUCGGCCCGUCCAUUCAUUUGACGGAUCACCUCGAUUCCCCUGAGAUCUCAAGAAGAGAGAGGGAAGACCUGAACAGGGAAGCAUGUUUUCAUGGAGAUCAGCUGACCGUCAAGCAAGGCAGUGACGGUGAGGUAGGAGAGGCAGAAGGAGGGGUAGAACAGACCACGUCAGUCAUUGGAAAUGGACUACACCCCUCUACAGAUGGAGAAAUGGAUCAGUCCAAGCCUGCAGAGCAGCAGGGAGGAGAUUUAGGUCCCGCACAGGAAAGGGAAGCAAAAAAAGACGAAGAGGAGAGUGACCUGGAGAAGGCAGCCGAGGUCUUAGCGAUGGAGGAGGAGGGAGAGGAAGAAGAAGAGGAGAAGGAGAGGCAGAAGAAAAGACAGAAGAAAAGAGACGCUCCUUGGUGUCAGGAAGCUCUCCCAGUGGAGACUCUGGUCAGUGGGGCAGAGGUGGAGCUACAGCAGGAAGCCCGCGCUGAGGAGCAGCUGCGCGAGGAGACCCAGGAGAGCACUCAAACCGGCCUGCCCCAGGAGGCCCGCCUCCCUCAAGGGGAUCGUAUGGAGCAGCAGGAGCAGGCUGAGGAGGAGGAGGAGGAGGAGGAGGAGUACGAAGAGGAGGAGUACGAAGUGGAGCAAAUUAAAAUCAUCAGUGAAGCUGCCUCACUGGACGACAUGGCUAAACUCAUCACUGUACAGCAGGUGUGUAUCUUAUCUUGCUCUGCUGUGGAUCG